Pectinophora gossypiella (pink bollworm) is the source of this 540-nucleotide messenger RNA. RefSeq lists its product as uncharacterized. The record is from RefSeq and is a predicted model, not a curated record. The transcript has 2 exons. Bases 68 to 406 code for a protein of 112 amino acids. Lineage: Eukaryota; Metazoa; Arthropoda; Insecta; Lepidoptera; Gelechiidae.
UGGAAUUACUUGUCAGUUAUAUCACAAACAUCAACUCAAGCUACGCUUUUAAAGGAAACAAGUGAAAAUGUAUACUAAAAUAUUAAUUCUUCUUGCUUUAAUAGCAGUUGUGUAUGGAAAAAGUGUCAUAGUAGGGCAGACAUACGACCAUAGUGGAAUUGUACGGAAAGUGUAUGAGAAAUCGUUGGAGAAAAAUGCUAUACCAUUAGUGAAGCGAGAAGAGGAAGUCUUCUUUGAAUAUCCGAUAGGAGACCAGAAGAUAAAAGGAAUUGCUAUAAAGGAUCUGGAGAACGGUCUGGCCGAGCCGUCGAUCACCAGAGGAGGUCUCGGGUUCAACUUCGUCAACAUUAAGCUGAAGAGCGAACGCGGCUCUGGAUACAAGUUCCUUAUUGAAAUCUACGCGUAAAUUAUUGUCGAGUGUUCCUUCGAUUACCGGUUGCAUAUAAUAAGGAAUAAUGGUGGUUUCUGUCCUGUGUUAAAUGUAAUGCACCUGUCUGUCUGUGUCUGUGGUGUCCGGAAGUAAUAAAUCUUUCUUUCUUU